Messenger RNA from Entrophospora candida, 172 nucleotides. The record is from the annotation of a GenBank genome assembly. Lineage: Eukaryota; Fungi; Glomeromycota; Glomeromycetes; Entrophosporales; Entrophosporaceae.
AAAUGAAAGACGCAUUUCAAUUUGUGGUGGAUUUGAAGAAAUUGGUGGUUUAAAAAAUGCUAUAGGUGCAAUUAAUGGACUUUGUUGGUUUUCGUUGGAGUAUGUCCCAUACCAAUCACUAGUGGUUGGUUAUCAGUUAUGGACUUUCGCGUACACAAGAUUUAUUUUGUAG